Molecule: messenger RNA, 600 nt
Organism: Schistosoma rodhaini
Lineage: Eukaryota; Metazoa; Platyhelminthes; Trematoda; Strigeidida; Schistosomatidae
Source: the annotation of a GenBank genome assembly
GUCUAGCUUCAAUCAACUCAUGAUUUCAACUGUGAAAAAGUAAGUUUUGUUUGAUCAUGAACCUAUCAUCUUCAUAUUUUUUCUUUUUUCAACCAUUGAUUAUCUUGUACAGGAAAAAUAACGAUUUCACACAAAUUGUAAUCAUACAUGGGAAAUUACCAAACAAAAUGUGAACUAACUAAAAGGGCGCUGUAUCACAUACUAUCUUCCUGUUUGAUAAUAUUUGCGAGUCUCACAUUUAUUAUUUUACAGACAGUAUUUUCGUACUGUAUUCCUGUAGGAUCAGAUAUGGCUUGGCCUUCAGUUCUAAUUCCAUUUGGUUAUAUUCCUGCAGGUCUAUUAUUUCUGACAGCUGGUGCAACUUUAGCCGCUGGAUUAACAAAUUCAGAACUCUGGCAAGCAACCAGUGUUGUGUGCUGUAUACUUCCACUGAUAACCACUAUUGCUAUAGCAUGCACUACAUUACAACAAUAUGUACAUACUUUUCCAAAAAAUUCAAGUAUUUUGAUUAUGGGAGUGAUUAGUUGUUUGACUACACUUUUGUGUUUCAUUCAUGCUAUUCUAAUAUGCGUUAGUCAAUAUUUUUAUCCUUCACCAUAA